Molecule: messenger RNA, 869 nt
Organism: Coprinopsis cinerea okayama7#130
Lineage: Eukaryota; Fungi; Basidiomycota; Agaricomycetes; Agaricales; Psathyrellaceae
Exons: 4
Coding region: 26-301 (91 amino acids)
Source: RefSeq, a predicted model, not a curated record
CCAAUAAUCCCCUCAACACUUCAGAAUGUGCAGCUUGAACACCGAGGGCACACAGCACGGCUGUGGUCACUAUAUCAUCACCAAGAAGAUUGACAAGCAAGACUGCAAUUCAAAGUUCUGUAUCAACUCUCGUCUGCACGCUCCCAACUGCCCUCACUGCCCAAAUUGCAAGCGCUACUUUGACCCCGACUACCAGGAGACCAUUACCCAACGAACAAACGACUUUUGCAGCGCUUGCAAUUACUGGUUCAACGGUGCCGGAAAGCAGCAGCAGCAACAGCCAUCCCAGCAACGUCGCUGACCAUCCCCGGAUCAUGAGCAAAACCAUUACCCCGUUGUCAUCGUCGCCUGCUCCUCCCCGUGUCGCUCUGCAUUUUGCAUUCGCUUUCAUCCAUCAUCGCAUGUUGCCCAGCACCCUUAAUAUCUUCGACUUAUCCACCUUAAUAUUCCAACGAUAUCGCCAACGUCUACCCUACAAUCUCACCUAGUCCCCCUCAUCUGCAUCAUCCAUCAUCGUUCCUGCUUUUUUGCAAUGCUUCCUCGUGUAUCUUGUGUAUCACCAGCAUCGCCAGUUUUUUUUAUCUAUCAGCACUUUCCACCAUCACAUUCGCAUACCUCCUACAGCUUCCGCCCCAAUCCCGCAUCCCCCACACUUCCUCGAGGCAUGGUUCCCUUUGAAGAAGAGCCAACGACCCCCCAUCGUCAGCAUUAAUUUCUCAGAUGGUUGUAUCAUUACCUUAGAUGUAUCAACAUCCGACGAAGUAGCAUACCAUGUUUAAGGACUUGUAUAUUCUACCGUUAAACAAUGUAAGUAGUUGACGGCUCAAAGCCCAUCAAACCCGGAAAAAUCUAAAUAUAACAAACAUCAU